Molecule: messenger RNA, 591 nt
Organism: Rhipicephalus microplus (southern cattle tick)
Lineage: Eukaryota; Metazoa; Arthropoda; Arachnida; Ixodida; Ixodidae
Source: RefSeq, a predicted model, not a curated record
AUCACGAUGUGACGUGGCAAAACGCGUGCGUGACGUUGUUUCGCCUGCUUCCGGUAAGUCAAAGCCAUAGCAGAGCCACUGGAAGUGAGACCCUUGACCGCGGCUGGGGUCAACUGGGUGAUCGUCUGUUUGUGCGCUCAACGCGAGCAGCCUAUGUUUUUUUGUUGUUGUUGUUUCACGGCACUUUCAACCACUCCUCACCAUGGACCCCGAGCCUGAAGAGCGGUUGUGCUGAAGGAGCAACGAAAUGGGUUUUGAACCACACAGCGACACACCAUUUCGCGAUCCUGCGUUUCGUGCCGAGGAUGGCAGCAGUAAUCCACCACCACCUGAUUUGCCGGACUUCCAUGGCGAUGGCAACGAUCACGGGUGCGACUGUGGGCUUUGUGGAGCAAUGCCAACGGCCCUUGAGCAAGUCUGCUAUCGGGACAUACUGCAAGUUGUUCUCGAAAGUCCGGACGGCUGCAUAACUCGGCACGAAUUCCAAAGCGUGUGUCUGAGCUCCGCAGUGCUGCGCGCUCUCUAUUGUGAGCUGCAAGAGAACGGCGUCGCGGUUAAAGUGAGCUAGAAUAUGGUAGUGGGCUUGCUGAG